Molecule: messenger RNA, 2728 nt
Organism: Scylla paramamosain (green mud crab)
Lineage: Eukaryota; Metazoa; Arthropoda; Malacostraca; Decapoda; Portunidae
Exons: 7
Coding region: 1237-1884 (215 amino acids)
Source: RefSeq, a predicted model, not a curated record
AUGAAAAUAUAAGAAAUUAAUUCGAUUUACAAUCAAUUUAUCAAAACAAAAGAAAUAACAGCAGAAACAUUACUUUCAAUGAUCAAAGAUUUAAACAUAUACAAGAGAAAAAAAAAUGCAUCAAGAUUAUCUGGAAAAUGAUCUACAAAUGAACACAGGAAUUGCAACAUGAGUAGAGAAAGCAGCAGCAAAGACUUAUCCCACACCUACUACUGAACUCAACUGUCACAUGAUAAAGUAUUGCCAAAUUUUUCCUGGUCAUUGUGCUAUUGCUCCUAAAGAUAUGUUCUAUAACCCAACACUAGAUACCACAAGAUGUCAUCAAUACAAAAAAUGUUCAAAUUAGAAUGGUUUUUCAAUAUCAGAGGAAUUAUACUUUGGAACUCUUCCCCAGAAUGUUGUAUUAGCCAGAAUAGUAUCUGUUUCAAGAUAUUUAUCCUUAUUCAUCUUUGUUUUAUUUGAGAACCAAUGACAGUUUCCUUGGUCAGAAGGUCUUCUUGCCUUCCUUUCUCCUCUAAGGUCUUAAUUCUCCACAUCCACGCUUCCUUCAGGAGCAUCUCUCAUUCUGAGUCUGGUAUUCGUUGGUACAUUGUAAAUAAGGACGUUAAUAUAAUAGAGGCAAGAGAAUGGUAAAAAUUAAUGUUUAUUUCUAAGUUUUUGUUUUUUUUCUUCUCAGUCCAACCAAUAAAUGGGUUAAUGGUUGAAGAUAGGUACAUGAACCCAUUUUUGCGCUUAUAGUAUCAAACAAUCUAAUUUUUUUCCAUAUUGAAUUGUUAUUAUAUAUUAUUAUUAAUAAUGUUGGGUAUUCAUAAAAAAAAAUUGAUGUCCUAAGCCAAUGUCAGGCUUAGGAGGUGAACGAGGAUUUGAUAAAAUAUACCAACUUUUAAUAAUUAUACAUUAUUCAUCCCAUGUUGAGCGAGAAGCUAGCAGAUUCCACCCUUGAUAUAUUGUUUAUAAUACAAAAUAAUCAAGUCAAGUGAUAACUGAGGAUAAAAUGUGAGACCUCCCGAGGGCGAGUCGGUACCAACAGCAGCAGAGCGAGGGAGCGGGCGAGAGUAAUGGUCGCCUUAUUUGUUGUGGUCUGCACUUCUUGGCCUCUUCCUCUCAUCUUUACAUUGCUUGCCUCUGUUCCCGGACAUGUCAUGUGAUGGGUGAUGUUGGUGAGUUGGGCAAGGAGGUGGAGGAGGAGGAGGUGGAGGAACUCGAGAGAGAGGAGAAAGAGAGAGCCAGGGAGUGAUGCUGCUAAGACCUUCACUGUCUAUCCAGAGGGAUCCACAGGUGCUGGUGGUGGAAUCUUGCUUGGACAGUGUGGAUGGCAAGCAGUCAGGGUUCCAGUCAAAGGUGGUGGUGAUCCAUGCCCAGGACACCAGGGAGGAUGCACUGCAGCUUGCAUCUCAGCUGAGGAAUCCCAUGGAGGGCAACAGAUUGUAUGUGUUGCUUCUGCAAGAGUCUAAGAAGAACACACAAGUUAAGAGCAGCCUGAGGUGUGAUCCAUGGAACAGCAUCCACAAGUGGUUCAUCAAGGUUGACGCUGUGCUGCCGGUACUGUCGCCUCAGCUUCUGCGUCAGAUUCAGAACAGAGACUUCAGCAGAGAGAUUCAGAACAGAGACUUCAGCAGAGAGAGUGAGUGGGAGAAACGCUACAACUGCUUUGCCCACUCGAUGAUGCUAGACCAGCAUGUGGAGUACGGGAGCAAGAAUGGGUUCUGCCGUGCCGUUUGUCCUGCCAGAUUCCCGGAGGAGGUGACAGAGAAGAGACCUUGGGAGACUUCUGUAAAUGAGGAGCAACAAGCACAUCUGACUGGAGCCUUUCAGGAACCAACAGUCAGAACUUUGUCUUCUUCUGCCAGCACACAUACUGUCUGUGCAAUCAAGGCUGUGUGAUGGUGGUGCCCCAUUGCGGGGUCUGAUGUGUCUACAGCUAGUGCUGGGUGUGUCCUCUCUGCCUGGUACUGCAGGCUAAUGUGUUUGCCUGCUUCAGUGCAAAUCUUGCAAGCCAGAUCUACCAGCUGUCUCUAGUGUAGUGUCUAGGAUGCUUUAAAUUUGUGUUUUUAUGUAUAGUAUGAGAUAAAAUUACAACAAUGUGGUCGUGUAAGUUAUUUGCAUUUUGUAAGUUAUUUUGAUGGUAAACAAUUCAUGCCCUCAGGUCAAAAAAGAAAAUCAGGAUUGGCCAAAAAUAGUCAAAGUUUAAGGUGAGACUUGCACAUAGAAGCCCUGUCCAAGCGACUCUGGUGGGAUGGGGCUUCUAUGUGCCAGCCUCAUCUUAAACUUAGACUAUUUUGGGCCGACGUGACUUUUAAAGUGUUAUAGCGUGAAAAAAAACAUGUAUAAUAACCAAGACAUUCCCACUCACUUUGUUAGUUGAAUGGCCAGUCUGGUGUAUUAACAACAGACACAUUCUCCCCUUUGCCUCAUUAAAAACAAAAGAGCAUUGGUUCUUGGAAAAAUUAAGAUUUGAAUACUAUAUGAUACCUGAUUGUAACCCUCUAUAGUAACAACAGAUUUUUUGUUUAUUUUUUACUUUUUUACUUUGAACUUACUUUAAAACUGUCAAUUUUGCUGUCCACAUUUCUAUAUGAUAUUUGAUAUGAUGAUAUAAUGUUAACCAUAGGAAAAUAGGGAAGUUGCAGGCAGCCAUUAGCCCUUAACAUGACAAUCCCUGUAUGAUUUUUGUUGCCCUUGGCCAGUGUCCUUCCUACAUUAAAAAAAAAUAAAAGAGAUAUGCCUA